AUGACUUCUUUUUCAGAGUAUACUUUUAGUGAAAAUUUUGAGGUUACUGAAGAAGUAAGGCGUGACUUCGAUGAAUAUGGAUACAUAUUGCUUAGGGGAGUACUGGACCAGGAAGAACUCUCUAUGAUAGAAAAAGCGAUAACGGGAUCGGAUGCCAUUACACAACAUUUAUAUUACGAUACAGAGUAUGAAGGGAAAAAAACUGACAAAGUCAUGUGGUCUCAUCCGGGUUCUGACGUCACAGGGAUGGUGGCCAGGAGCAAGAAGAUUGCAGGGGUUAUGGAGAAGCUGCUUGGAGGAGAGAUAUAUCACUACCACACAAAGCUUAUGAUGAAGGAAGGCGGCAUAGGGGCUAGACACGUAUGGCAUCAGGACUACGGGUACUGGUAUCACAAUGGAUGCCUUUUCCCAGACAUGGGAACAGUGUUUCUAGCUUUGGAUCCAUGUAAGAAAGAAAACAGCUGUCUGCAGAUUUUACGCGGAUCUCACAAGUGUGGUCGAAUAGAACAUCGGCCUGUGAAGCAGCAGUAUGCUGUGGAUGAGGAAAGGAGAGUCGACAUAUCACAACGCUGUCCCCAUCAAUACAUUGAGAUGGAGGCAGGUGAUGCCCUCUUCUUUCAUUGUAACCUGAUCCAUUCGAGUAGUGAUAACACUAGUAACAGGAGGAGAUGGGCCUUCCUGACUGCCUAUAACAGAGCCAGUAACAAUCCUAUUAUAGAACAUCAUCAUCCCCAGUACACACCUCUACACCAGGUUCCAAAUAUGGCCAUAAAGGAAUGCAUGAAUUACACAAACAUGGAAGGGAAAAUAUUCCUCGAUCCCAAGAGAGAUUCUACCAUCAAAACUAACUUUAGAAAACACAGCCAAGCCUGA
This is a messenger RNA of Ylistrum balloti, 873 nucleotides long. Its product is annotated as L-proline trans-4-hydroxylase-like. Bases 1 to 873 code for a protein of 290 amino acids. NCBI's taxonomy places the organism in Eukaryota, Metazoa, Mollusca, Bivalvia, Pectinida, Pectinidae. The record is from RefSeq and is a predicted model, not a curated record. The transcript is spliced from 8 exons.